This is a messenger RNA of Westerdykella ornata, 2350 nucleotides long. Its product is annotated as phospholipase D/nuclease. Gene Ontology annotation, biological process: single strand break repair; double-strand break repair. Lineage: Eukaryota; Fungi; Ascomycota; Dothideomycetes; Pleosporales; Sporormiaceae. Gene Ontology annotation, molecular function: double-stranded DNA binding; single-stranded DNA binding; 3'-tyrosyl-DNA phosphodiesterase activity. Bases 146 to 2002 code for a protein of 618 amino acids. The transcript is spliced from 2 exons. Gene Ontology annotation, cellular component: nucleus. The record is from RefSeq and is a predicted model, not a curated record.
CACAUCCAAAUAAAAUCUGCGCUAGUCUGAAACGGCCGGCGGCCGCUAAGUCAGCUACCGACCCACGUGGUGACGCGCAACCGCGUUUCGCGAACAUAGACAUCUCCUCUCUCUCCUGCACGCCUCUUGCACCCCCACGAUGACAAUGGCGUCUGGCUCGGACGAUGAAGACCUUCAACGCGCCAUUGACAUGUCGUUGGCCCAGGAAAGGCCCGCACAAUGUUCAGACGCUGUUGAUCGGGCUGAUUCCAGCUACGAUGAAGACCUACGACGCGCCAUUGCGAUGUCAAUGGACGAAAUUAAUCCAGGCCAGACCUCUGGCGACCGGAAAGCUUCACCAACAUCGUCCAUCAUCCGAGGUGAGGAGUUCUCUUCCUCAGAGGGGUACGCCUCCAAAACCUCCAGCACAAGUCUUGCGCAACUCGCUCAGCGUACACCAGGCUCGCCACCGCUCUCUGGCUUGCUGGGGCUUGACCGAAGAGCAAUGGAGCAAGAACGUCUUGCGCGGCUUGGGAAGCGCAAACGCAGCACUUCACCCCAACACGCAAUCAAGAUGUCUACAGUGGCGUCCUCCUCCAAGACCACGACAGGCGAGCCAUUGCGCAGUUUCCACACCACUAACCACCUCCGACACUCGUCUCAACCUCAAUCGACAGGUAUUCAGUACCCGAACGGUGUCAUCAAACGCACGUGGGCCCACAAGCACCCGAGAUCCUCGAAUGAUAUCACGAUUUCUGAAGUCUUCCAGGCCCCUACAGCUGCACCAAACAUCGCCGUCCUAAGCAGCUUUCAGUGUGACGACAGAUGGGUGUUCAGCAGGUUGCCUCCAGAGUCCACCAAACAGAUCUGGAUCAUGAGUGCCAAAGGUGAAGAUGUUCAGGCCAAACUGCUGGCCGAGGCGACUGACUGUAGGAUACCCAACUUCAAGCUGCAUUUCCCGCCAAUGGAGGGCAAUGUGAGCAAUAUGCACAGCAAACUCAUGCUUCUGUUUCACGAUACGUAUCUGAGGGUGGUGGUGCCUACGGCGAAUAUGAUCAAAACUGACUGGGGCGAAACAAACGCCGAUGCGAACGGCGAGGCCUGGCAGGCAGGUGUCAUGGAAAACUCCAUGUUUCUGAUCGAUCUUCCUCGUAGACAUGAUGGGCAAGUGGGUAAGAAGGAGGAGUUGACGGCGUUCGGCAAGGAGCUGCUGGACUUCCUAGAGGCGUUGAAGGUCGGCAAGAAUGUCACCGACGGUGUGCUGAAGUUUGACUUUUCGGCGUCCAAGAACGUCGAGUUCGUCCAUUCAAUACCCGGCAGACAAACAGCACAAUUCUCCGACCACACCGGUCUCCCUGGCCUAGCCAAUGCUGUCCGCAGACUGGGUCUGCACGACCUUCGCAUCCUCGAAUUGGACUACGCAGCAUCCUCUCUUGGUGCCAUCAAACCGGCCUUUCUGAGCCAACUAUACACAUCCGCAAGUGGCCAGACAUCACAGUCACCAUCCUCAUCUGAAGACUUCAUGUCCCACAUCCGUAUAUAUUUCCCCACGCUCUCCACCGUCAAGGAGAGUACCGGUGGCCCCAACUGCGGCGGCAUCAUCACUCUUGCCCGCUCCUUCUACGAAGCACCCACUUUCCCGAAACAAUGCAUGAGAGACUACAAGUCGACGCGUUCCGGCCUGCUCUCACACAACAAACUUCUCUUCGCACGCGGACGCAAAAAGGACGGCACACCGGUCGCAUGGUGCUAUGUCGGCUCAGCGAAUUUGAGCGAAGCUGCCUGGGGUAGUCGGAGCCUGCUCAAGAAUGGGAGUUGGGGCAAGAUGAACAUAAGGAAUUGGGAGUGUGGGGUCAUUGUUCCCGUGCCGGCGGGAGUGCUCGGGAAAUUGGAGUUGAAAGAUGGGGAGGUGCCGUCUAUGAGCGUUUUUGAGGGGACCGUGGAGGUGCCGUUUGUGUAUCCUGGGGAGGAGUAUGGGAGGAAAGUACCUUGGUACUAUAGGGAGCAUAUGCCUCCAGAGUGACGCGAGCUUGCAUACAUUUCCUUGGGAUUGGAGUUGGAUUCUGCUGCGGAUAUCAGCGAGCUGCGCCGGGAACGUUUGGGCGUUUGCAUAGGAUCGGAUCUCUGCUUGGCUUAAGUUCCGUUUACGAGGCUCGGGCGUUACUCACAGGAAGAGGGGGGGUCGGCAAAAGUCUUGGAUACUCCAUCGUCCGUUAAGGUGGAUCAGAGAAUUAUCAUGGAGACGGCAAGUUGGAGCUUUGACACUUCAAUCUUGUCUGCGCCCCAAACUGAAACGCAAUUGUGCGUUUCUACGCUUUUGGCACAGAGAGCAGGUAAGUAAUGGAAUGGAGCCCGCACCUGACCAAUGCAU